CCCACAUUUCACAUUUCGCUCUUCUCUCUUUUUCCUCCUUUUUUGCAUCAUCAGACACUUUGUCACUUUUUGUUUUCUUUAAUUAUCCUUGCAGCACUCGCCGAGCUUGCUUGACUAUUUGCGUCAGUCCUUUACGUUUUUUGUUUGUUGCGCUUUCGGGUUCAUUUUAUCUUCUAAACGUUUGCGAGUCACCUCUAAACUCUUAGAGUUUGCCUUUUCUCUUUUCCCUCACAUCUCUACUCUUUUCCUCUUCCUUUCUCUUCACAUCUCAUCUCAUCUCAUCCUAUUUUAUUUCAUUUUGUUGCUGUUAUUACACAACAAAUUGCACAUAUCAAGUUCACCUAACGCCCUCUAGUGCUCCAAACAUUAUUUUUCGCACACACCUGUUCACACGCAUAUACAUCUGUAUUCAGCAACAAUGGGACUUUACACCAAACAAGAUCUGAAAGACUCGCAGGAGUUGUACCAAAACUGCGGGUUUAUAUCCAAAAAGACACGCUCAAUAUACGCGUGGCGCGCGGCACUGUGGGUGCGAUACUGCAAAGAAUGCAAGGUAGAUUUUGUCGUUACCGAAGAUAAGUUGAUAUCGUAUUUGGACUGGCUGUUUGAGAUUGACCUGGCCAACAAAAUCAACACCAAGAAGAGCUACGUGCCGGACAUUCUGCGUGACCACAUGGGCAGCGUUAUUUGCCUCUGGCGGAUUCAGACAGGAAACAACUCUGAACUCACAUCCCCGAAAGAAGGAACGCGCUACCAGGCCAAAUGGGACGAGAUUUUGCGUAAAUACCCGCGGCGUGAGCGAUUCCAGUCGCGCAGCUACUUGUCCGAUGGGCGCUCCAUUGAUUCUGGCACGGACAUGCUGCUACAGGUGCAGUCGGUAUUUCCCUCGGGCCACAGGGCCCCUGUAGGUAGCGUCGUCGGCGGCAGCAGCAGCAGCCAUCGCGGCCAUGGCGAAGGUGACUACCAGCAUUCACAGUUCCGCUACCAAGAAAAACUGCAAUAUCAGUAUGGCCACUUGGCGCCGCCAGUGGCAUCAUCGCAGCUCGCACCCCAGAAGCAGAUUCAUUAUCAGCCAUACAGCCCGUACCGUUAUCAGAGCCCGGUGGAUCACCGCAUACAAAGCUCGCUUCAACUGCCACGAGCGCAGUAUUCGCAGCAGCAGCAGCAGCUUUACCCGGCAGCCCUGGUAGAGACAGCAGAGCUGGAGUGCCAGCUUCACUGGCUACUCGGCGGAUCUUGGGCGCACAGCGUGGCACGCUUCCUUUUCACUGUCGCUAUGUCUGCGUGGAUUGACCCUGUUGAUGUCGUUGGCACCCGGCUGUCUGACAUACAUUUUGCGUCUAGCACUAUGGCGCCGCACUUGCCAUCUUCGGUUCUUCGAAUUGCAGUGAUGACCAGCCCCGCGUCCAGCCAGCGCCGGUCUCCUGACAACGGGUAUUUUCCCACUCCGGCCACUCGGCAACAUGUAAGUUAUAUUGUGUGCAAUAUGCGUGCAGCAAUACCAUGUCGCGAGCAUGGGCGCUAGAUAUGCUGCUAGCUGUCUGGUGUAUCAUUUUUUGAGUGCUGCUGAUGUUGUGCGCAUUGUCAAUUUUGUCUGUCAGCUGCACCUGUUUUUAGCAUUUCGACAAGCAGCAACGCGCACAGAAAUAACACUAGUGUUUGUUCCAAUUGUAUAUUUUCAAUUUGCCAUCCCUUUCCCCUUGCAUAAAACACAUGUUGUGCGAGUGCUGCUAGCUGUUUGUGCUCUGUAUGUGUCUUGAAGAACUGUUUGAUUAUCAUCCACUUGUAUAUAACACGGCGUCUUCUUUUUUUUCUUGAUUUUGCUCGUCUCCAUGGCGUACUGGCAUGCACUCGCGGCACUUGUUCUCUUGAUGCACCUGCAGCAAUUUUAAUCACAUUGUUUUUAUUCCGCAGUAGCAGUAGCAGCUCCAGUGCAUUAUUCCCAAUAAUUUGGUUUUCUGUUUUCCUGUGUGCAAUUUCACCAACGCCCGUUGCUUGCUCUUGUUUUCUGGUCUGCCUUG
Kickxella alabastrina is the source of this 2021-nucleotide messenger RNA. RefSeq lists its product as uncharacterized. The record is from RefSeq and is a predicted model, not a curated record. Bases 419 to 1525 code for a protein of 368 amino acids. The transcript is spliced from 2 exons. NCBI's taxonomy places the organism in Eukaryota, Fungi, Kickxellomycota, Kickxellomycetes, Kickxellales, Kickxellaceae.